GAUGUUAUACGUCAGGUGCGUAAUCACCGGAAGCGGAAUCUUCGGUUUUGGUGACGCUGCAUUAGAUUUAGAGACAUGGACCGGUGUGGGCUGUUCGGCUUGUUCAUCCUCAGCCUGGCUCUUUCUGGAGCUCAGGCGGUCACUCCAGCACAUCACCUCUCCUUGUCGGAUGUUGCCCGACUGCAGAACCUCCUGAGCCAACAGUUUACCGACCUAGAGUCCGCAUACUACUCUGUUGUUGGUCUUAAAAAACUUGGAGCUGUUAUUUAUGAUCACAAGGAAGUAUGCCAGUUCCUAAAAUCCCAGCUUGAUCCCACCAGUGUUGACUCUCUCUUCUUUGCUGCUGAGGCCAGUCAAGCCAUUUCAGGGUGCGAGAUUCCUGUGUCCAACGAAACCCGUGAUAUCCUUCUGGCUGCAGUUAGUGAAGACUCAACCAUGACUCAGAUUCAUCGGGCGGUGAGUGCACUCAGUUCUCUGGGGCUUCCUCUCGCAUCCCAGGAAGUUGUAGGUGCCCUGACAGCUCGCAUCAACAAGGAGGACAAUGUUAUGGCCAUCACCUUAGCUCUGCAAACAGCAGCACGCCUGUCCCAGCAGGCAGAAUUCGGAGGAAUACUGGAGGAAAUUGAGGAUCUGACAGCUCGUUUGGAUGACCUUGGUGGCAUCUACCUCCAAUUUGAAGAGGGACUUGAGGCCACUGCCAUGUUUGUAACCGCUGCUUAUUCUCUGUCAGACCAUGUAGACAUAGAGCCCCCUCUCAAGGAGGACCAGGUCAUCCAGCUGGUGAACUCUAUCUUCAGCAAAAAGUCCUGGGACUCUCUAGCUGAGGCCUUCAGUGUGGCAAGUGCUGCUGCUGCUCUCUCUAACAACCAUUUCCAUGUGCCCGUCGUUGUCAGUGCUCAGGGCCCAGCUACAGUGUCCCACAGCCAACCAACCCUGCAGCUGCUUGUUACUGAUGUCAUGUCUCAGCCUCUGGCCUCGGCCAAUGUGCUAGUGGAAUCUGCAUACGCUGUGGCCUCCAAGAGCAUCAUUCUCAGCCAAGCACCAUUCACACUUAAUGAUGGGGUCUUUGAGCUAAACUUCAUGUCCAGCCAGCCAGCCAGCGGAUAUUACCAGUUUACUGUUGCAGUGACCGGGGACAAUAGACUGGUUGCCAAUCAUGUUGAGCUCAAAGUGAAGGUGUCCACUGAGGUGGCUGUUACUAACAUGGACCUCUCUGUGGUGGAUAAGGACCAGAGCAUCGGCACAAAGACCACCCGAGUGGACUAUCCUUCCAAAGCCAAGAGCUCCUUCACCGCAGACAGCCACCAAAACUUUGCCAUGUCCUUCCAGCUGGUAGAUGUCAACACUGGAGUGGAGCUCUCCCCUCACCAGACAUUUGUCCGGCUACACAAUCAGAAAACUGGCCAGGAGGUUGUGUUUGUGGCCGAACCCGACAACAAGAAUCUGUACAAGUUCGAGUUGGAUACAGCGGAACGUAAAUCAGAAUUUGACUCUAUCUCUGGUACCUACUCCCUCUACCUCAUCGUUGGGGAUGCCACCUUGGAGAAUCCCAUCUUAUGGAAUGUGGCGGAUGUUGUGCUGAAGUUUGUGGAUGAGGAUGCCCCAGCUACCAUUCAGGCAAAGACUCUCUAUGUACCCAAACCAGAGAUCCAGCACUUAUUCAGGGAGCCAGAGAAGAAGCCUCCCACGGUGGUAUCCAAUGCUUUCACUGCACUCGUCUUGUCUCCCUUCCUGCUUCUACUCAUUCUGUGGUUUAAACUCGGAGCCAACAUCUCCAACUUCAGCUUCUCUCCUAGCUCCAUUCUGUUCCAUGUGGGACACGCAGCCAUGCUUGGCCUGAUGUAUGUCUACUGGACACACCUGAACAUGUUCCAGACUCUGAAGUACCUGACAAUUAUUGGUGGCGUGACUUUCCUUGCUGGAAACCGCAUGCUGGCCCAAAAAGCAGUGAAGAGGAUUGCUGCAGAGCAAAGUAGUAGGUUGGCAAAGUAUAGGAGCCUACGAUAAAGCCCCUUUUAUAACAAAUGAGUCGGUCGUGCUUCCAGGAAGAUAACUGAGAAAAAGUAAUGGCAAGAAAGUGAAAAGAAGAUGGUGAUGAAGAUCUUUUGUUUCCAAGGAGUCACUCAACAAAAUCAGACUUUAAAAAUGGCACGGCAGUUCAAGAAUCCAGUCGACAGUUUAAACAUGCAGUUUUUUUGUGUGUGUGUUGCCAAAUGGAAGAAUUCAAGAGAUGGUAGCAUCUCUGAGGACAAACACUCACUGACAGGUUCUCCUCCUGAGGGCUGUAAAGCUACUGAUAAUUGCACUUCAUCUUCCUGUGAGAUUUGUUUUCUUCUUGUCCAACAUGCAAGUGUUUUCUAAAUGAGUGGGGAUUUUUAUUUGUGGAUUCUUGGUGGAAUUUGGUUUCAUUUGUGCUUUUUGUGCAGUCCUCUUUGUUGUCACUCAGUGCCCACAUCACCUCAAGUUGGAAGUAACAUGUUUCACCUGAUAAACCACUGGCAGUAACACAGGAUUGUCACUACUUAUGCCCAUAUCAGUUUGCUUGUUAGAUGCAUCAGAUGUGUAGGAGGAUACUAUGUGAUCCAGUGUAUGCUCCCCAGAAAAACAUUAAUAAAAAAUAUGGGCAAUUUGAGGACAUGAUGGUUUUGUAAUGAAAAAAAGAGGAAAUAAAGACAUUGAGGUGAA
Monopterus albus (swamp eel) is the source of this 2685-nucleotide messenger RNA. RefSeq names its product ribophorin II (gene rpn2). Gene Ontology annotation, biological process: protein N-linked glycosylation. NCBI's taxonomy places the organism in Eukaryota, Metazoa, Chordata, Actinopteri, Synbranchiformes, Synbranchidae. Gene Ontology annotation, cellular component: oligosaccharyltransferase complex; membrane. The record is from RefSeq and is a predicted model, not a curated record. The transcript has 18 exons. The coding region runs from base 76 to 2007 and encodes 643 amino acids.